UGCUAUAUAUGAAAUUAUAGCAAGUUUGAAAAGUCAUUAUCUUCAACAUGUCAGUCACAAUAAUCCUAGCACUGCUACUUCUGCAGAUAAUGAACUUUGUAAAUUGUCUGAAUAAUAACUACUCCUCCAUUAGAUGCCCCUUUCGUCUAUCUUGUUCUAAUAACAAGCAGCAAAUCCUUGAAUUUCCCUCACUACCAGUAUCUGAAAAAUUCAUUGUCGAAGACAUAGAUUGCAAAAGGAAACGUAUAGUCCUAUCUGACUCACACAACUGUUUUUCUAGUCUCUUUCUAAGACACAACGUAUCACUAUUUUAUCCAUUCCAUUUUCAACCAGGUUUUCGCUUUAGCAGCAACAAUGUCACUUUCUUUAACUGUUCUUCAGUUCGACAACACCGUCUCAAAAGCUGGGACGAUACAAACCCCGGCGCCCAAGACAUGUUGUCUUGUCCGAUAUAUGUAGCCGAUCCGACCGAAAGUAUCGUUGAUCUAGACUUAUUAAGCUGCACAAGAAUAUUUGAUAAAGUUUUGCCAAUAGACGCAUUUUAUAUAAGGCUAAACAAUCUUGAAUUGAAUUGGACUGAAACAAAUUUUGACAGUCGAUGUUUAGAGUACGAGUUACACAACAAGUCAAAGAACCACACAUCUAUUAUUUUAGAAACAACAGGAGCAAUUGUUGGUUCAACUAUGCUGGUUUUUUUUAUUGGUGUUUUCUUUCGAGUAUACUUGUAUUUUCGGAUGAAAAGUGAAGAUCAAACUAGACUUGAAAACUUUUUGAAGGAUUACGAAGCUUCAAAGCCUACACGAUUCUCUUACGCCGAUAUCAAGAGAAUUACAGAUCAAUUCAACGAAAAACUAGGCGAAGGAGCUCAUGGAGCUGUCUAUAAAGGCAAACUAUCGAGCCAAAUUAUGGUUGCUGUGAAGAUGCUUAACAAUACAGAAGGAGAUGGGAGAGAGUUCAUUAAUGAAGUGGGAACUAUGGGAAAAAUUCACCAUGUUAAUGUUGUUCGCUUGCUUGGCUUCUGCGCGGAUGGAUUUUAUCGAGCUUUGGUUUACGACUUUUUCCCGAAUGGUUCACUACAAAAAUUCAUAUCUCCGCCCAACAACAAGGAUGCUUUCCUUGGUUGGGACUUAUUGCAACAUGUUGCUAUAGGCAUUGCCAAUGGGAUUGAGUAUCUUCACCAGGGUUGUGAUCAUAGAAUUCUUCACUUUGAUAUCAAUCCACAUAAUGUGCUGUUAGAUGACAAUUUCGUUCCAAAAAUAUCAGACUUCGGUUUAGCUAAGUUGUGUUCGAAAAAUCAAAGUACGGUCUCGAUGACUGCAGCGAGAGGAACGUUAGGGUACAUGGCUCCUGAAGUUUUUUCUAGAAACUUUGGGAAUGUCUCUUAUAAGUCAGAUAUAUACAGCUACGGUAUGUUGCUGUUGGAGAUGGUUGGAGGAAGAAAGAAUACUAAUGUGACCAUAGGUGAAGAAAAUUUCCAAGUUUUGUAUCCAGAUUGGAUCCACGGUUUGCUCGAAGGGAGAGACAUACAUAUCCCAAUUGAUGAAGAGGGAGAUUUUAGAAUUGCAAAGAAACUUGCAGUCGUAGGACUUUGGUGCAUUCAGUGGCACUCGGCGGAUCGUCCGUCUAUGAAAACCGUGCUGCAGAUGCUACAAGGAGAGGGAGACAAGUUAAAAGUUCCAAAAAAUCCUUUCAAUGCUUCAUCUUCGGCUAAUAGAACUGCAAAUACUGCUGCAGGAUAUUUGAAGUUAGAACUAGAUGUGAUUCAAGAAUUAGAAUAGAAUUUUACUUUUCCAU
Lathyrus oleraceus (garden pea) is the source of this 1794-nucleotide messenger RNA. RefSeq names its product rust resistance kinase Lr10. Gene Ontology annotation, biological process: protein phosphorylation. Gene Ontology annotation, molecular function: ATP binding; protein kinase activity. Bases 48 to 1778 code for a protein of 576 amino acids. The record is from RefSeq and is a predicted model, not a curated record. The transcript is spliced from 2 exons. Lineage: Eukaryota; Viridiplantae; Streptophyta; Magnoliopsida; Fabales; Fabaceae.